Messenger RNA from Gracilinanus agilis (Agile Gracile Mouse Opossum), 1113 nucleotides. RefSeq names its product septin-8-like. The transcript has a single exon. Gene Ontology annotation, cellular component: cell division site; microtubule cytoskeleton; septin ring. Gene Ontology annotation, molecular function: GTP binding; molecular adaptor activity; GTPase activity. Gene Ontology annotation, biological process: cytoskeleton-dependent cytokinesis. The coding region runs from base 16 to 1113 and encodes 365 amino acids. Lineage: Eukaryota; Metazoa; Chordata; Mammalia; Didelphimorphia; Didelphidae. The record is from RefSeq and is a predicted model, not a curated record.
GGCAAGUCCACGCUCAUGAACACUCUUUUCAACACGGACUUCGAUGCCCAGGAGUGCAGCCACUUUGAGAGGUGCGUGCGGCUACGGCAGUGCACCUACGACCUGUGCGAGUGUGACGUGCACUUGCGGCUGACCAUUGUGGAAGCCCAGGGCUUUGGGGACCAAAUGAACAAGGAUGUGGGGCCCAUCGUGGACUAUGUGGACGCACAGUUCGAGAGCUACCUGCAGGAGGAGCUCAAGGUGCAGCGCUGCCUCUACGACUACGUGGACACGCGUGUGCACGUGUGCCUCUACUUCAUCACGCCCACCGGGCACUCUCUCAAGUCCCUGGACCUGGUGACUAUGAAGAGGCUGCACAGCAAGGUGAACAUCAUCCCCAUCAUCGCCAAGGCCGAUACCCUGACCAAAUGCGAGCUGCUUAGGUUCAAGAACAGGAUCAAGAAUGAUCUGGGGAGAAACGGUGUCCGCAUCUACCAGUUCCCCACAGAUGACGAAGCCGUGGCCCAGAUCAAUGACGCCAUGAAUGCCCACUUGCCUUUCGCGGUGGUGGGCAGCAUGGAAGAGGUUUGUGUGAACAACAAGCUGGUGCGAGCCCGCGAAUACCCGUGGGGCAUUGUGCAGGUGGAUGAUGAUGAUCACAGCGACUUUGGGAAGCUCAGGGAGAUGCUGAUCCGCGUGAACAUGGAAGACCUCCGUGAGCAGACCCACCGCUGCCACUACGAGCUCUACCGCUGCUGCAAGCUGCAGGAGAUGGGCUUCCAGUCCUCUCUGCGGGAGACCAAUCCCUCCGUUCCCCAGGGCAACAGCUGUGUGGAGGCCAUGAGGAAGCAGCUUGCAGAGGAGCUGUGCAAGAAGGAGAGGGAGAUGAAGCAGAUGAUAGUGAGCCGAAUGAAGGAAAAGGAGAUGGAGGUGAAGGCGAUGGAGAGGGAGUUGCAGGAGAAAUUGGAGUGCCUAAAGAGGAUCUACCAGGAAGAGAGGCAGAAGGUGGAGGAGAAGAGGAAGCAGCUGGAGGAUGAGAAAAUUGCCUUCAACCAGAGGAAGUCAGCCUGUGAGGCCAUGAUGAAAGGCCAAGCCGCCCAGCCCCCCAGAGGAGACAGAGAGCAGAAUAAUUAA